AUAUUGGGCCCAUGGGCGAAAAAAAGUCGCCGUGUUGCUGCACUACUGAACGUCUUAGUUCACUGUAGGUAAACACGUUAAACAUGCUCACGUUCUUUCAUAAAACAUUGUUUGUCAGCUUGUCGUUCUUGUUCAUUCAAGGACUUCAAGCACACGACCAUCAUGCGCACCAUCACGGCGCUUCGUUACAUUGUCUGUUCAAGGUAAAUCGGUCAAACGUUUGUACGGACAACGCCAAAGGAUAUCAAACGGAAAUCCAAUAUUUGUUCAACGGUAUUUCGCACGAAGUUCACGAGAAAUUGUUGUCUGGUUCUCCGAUGAAUUUGACAGAGAUUGCAACUUUACCGGCCGACCUUUUAUACUUUAUACCUGUUAACAAAUUAGGGACUUUACGCGUAGAUAACUUGGUUUCGAUUUUACUGACACACGAGGACAACAGUGUUUUGGCCAAGAAAAUAUUUCAAUCGGUUUCGGGCAACGCACGGACAUUUGAAUUCUUAAACAUUUUGACCCAAAGGCCAAUAAAAAACGAACGGAAUUUGAACAUCCUCGGCGAAACGGUUUACAAAUGGAAGAUCGAACUCAAUAACGGUAAAUUACAAAAACUGACCCUCAUUUGCGGUCAUGCCUAUGCCAGAUUAUGGUCUCCUUAUAUGCUUACUCAGAGCAAGAUUAUGGCCGAAGUACUCUUUAAUAAUCUGGAACAGUCAGAAGAACAUUCACAUAGAAGAAUGUGCGUGAAUUCAAGUAAUGUCGACUGGAAAGAUUUGUCAAAAAAUGUCAAAAGAUUAUGGUCAUUCUUGGCAGUGAAAUAUUCAUAUCCAAAACCACUGGAUGAAUGGAGUUCCGACGAAAUUGACCGGUAUAAUUUUCUAUUGUUGGGUUUGCGUAAUGAUGAACUAAGUAGAUUGACAUUUAAUGACCAAUCUACAACUUUAUUACACAAGACCGACUUCGAUCACGCGCAAGCCCGCUUUUUGUUUUAUACGCUAAUGCAAAACCAAACUCUGGGAUAUAAUAUGAUCCAUUAUAAAUCGUUUAUUUUUAAACUGUCGCCAAUGCAAUUAGAUGAAUUCCAACCCUACGAAUUCCAACUUGAUGAAUGGGCCAAAGAAAAUCAACUUUUUAGUUUUGCCGCAGCUAAACAGAUAUUUAAUAAAAUUGCAAGGCAACGGUAUCUCACUAAACCCAAUUCCACCAAAAGCUGGUCGUUUGACGACUUAAGACAUCUCCCGUUACUUUACACUCAACCUCCAUCUGUACUUAUGAAAUUCUGUGAUUUUCCGCUGAAUACUGAAUCGCUUAUUUCUGCAGAUUCUUCUAUGAUUUCUGCCAGACAAGCAUUUUAUUUAAGCGGUUGCAGCAGUAUGUUGUCGCUUCAUAAAAACAAUCAAGAACUCUUGCUGGGUUUAAACUACCUACUCAAAGCUCUUCCUGUUUCUAGUCUGAUGACGGCAGGCGAGGGAUUUAUCACUUACCAAGUGGUGUGUCAUUUAGUGGCUAAAGUCGAUGAGUUUAAUUUACCGUUAGCUCUUCAACUGUUGGACACAAUCAACCAAGACAAAAACAUAGUUUAUAUUGAAGAAAUGCUUAAAAAUGAUCGCAAUAUACUGUUCGAACAACUGUCGCCAGCAGACAUUACAGGUCCUUUGUUUGAUGGUUUGCAACAACUGUAUUCUAAUUAUAAAGAUAGAAUAGACAGACUGCCUAAACACAUAAUUAGAUCGAUUUUGGAAGAUGACGACUUAUUAUUCAAAUGGACUGGCAAUAAAUCGAUAGGUAUAUCUCACGGACUUUACAACGGGUAUACAUGUGGUUUCAUAAAAAAACUCAAUGGAGUCGAGUUCAUUGAAUCCAUUUACAACUUCAAUAAUUAUCUCGAGCGUCAUGGCAAAAUGUUCCCAAAGGAUUUACAGCCGUGCUUUGCCAAAGCAUUUAUGAAAUAUCUGCACUUGAAAUCCGUUUUUUCAGUCGAUAAUCCAUCGGUGUUAUUUUUGGAAGAAUGGGAAAUAGAAGCAGUUCGAGGAUUCGUUUUAAUUACUCUGCCAGUUGAAGAUAUCAUCAAGUCGGACCUGACCGAUUCUAUAGUUUAUGCCAUCGGCCGGCUCAGCCUUCCUGAACUUUUGAUCGCUGCUCCAAAAUCGAAAAUCCAAAAUUUAGUUCAUCAAUACAUUGACACUGUCUUUAAGAAUUCAUCAGUUUUAAACAUAGAUCAUUUAUACACACUGGGCAAUCUUACUCAUUUUAUUGGUUUUGAAUAUUUGAGCAAAGUCGACGGAAAAGCAUUCAAAAUUUUAUUAGAAAUUGGCUUGUUCGAUACUAGGAUUUGUUUUGGCGCAAACUCGAAGGAUCAAUGGGCAAAUCUUGUGAUUCGAGCUUUCGGAAAUCCCGAUUCGUGGAUGAUCGAUACACUGGUGACGUUAUCAGAUUCUUUGAUUGUGUUAAAUGAAACACAGUUAAGUUCCAUACCGGUUAUGUCUCGUCUGAAUUCAGCGGAUAUCAUUAAAACCCAUUACGCUGAUAUCAUAGAAUGGAUGCCUACUAACGUUCCAUUUUACGAAGCUUGUAUGCUGUUCGAAAAUUAUGAUCGACAUUCUGAAUUCACGAGAGCUCUGUCGGACCUUGUCGACUUUCAUCUUGUUUCCAUGCAGAACCAAUUGCAAAGGAUCAGUUCAGUCGAAGACUAUCGUCGAACCGAAGAAGGCAUUCCGUCGCAAGAAGUGAAUACCAUCACGGUGUACGUUCCCGAGAAGACCGAAGACUACCAUUCCACCGACAACUCAUCAAUAUUUAGUUUUUUUCAUGGCCUGUUUUUCGCCGGAAAACCAAAUCAAACCCUGGACAACAACAGUUCUAGCACGACGAAUAGCAGUCCUAUCGGUGUUGUAUCCACACUUGAACCCGAUACCGAUGUGGCGGGCAGUGAACAAUUUACAAGCACACCGGAAACGACGAGUCCGAGUCCGACGACACCGGAAAAUUACAAUUUGUACGUUUCGAAAGGCAACGAAAGUACCGAGAAAGUGGACUACGCGAUUGUCGCUCUGUCGGAUAACAAACGCGAUUUGCCAUCGCACUAUCGUACGGCCGAAACAAAUGCGACUCAACAAACGACAACACCUGAGAAUCCAACGUUCAACAAUGGAGACGCCGGUCAAGCGUCUGCUGAAACGUCCAGUUUCAGUGCAUCGGUCGAGUAUUCCUAUUCAACCACCGAAAGUGUUGAACUCGGUUUCGUUUCUGAAACUACAAUAGUGCAACCUAUUACGGACGACGAAAUCAGGAGAAAGAGAUCAUCGGACCAACAGUUUUUCAAUUGGACAAUACGGAUCGGUUGCGACGCCAUCAGAGUUUUGGGUCCGGCUUCGGUUAUGUCCUCGCGGUUUGAAUCCAUUGUAAACGACAUGACCGACGACGAGCUAAACGAUUGUGCGGAUUCGUUGGGAUCGUUUCAACUCAAUUCCACUGUAGCCGAUCUCGUGUGGCCUAGAAUACAGGAAAAGCACGCUCUGCACACGUAUGGAUCUGUGUUAUCUGGAAUAUCGUCGGACGACGUCCGAACAUUGAACUUGGAUAUCCACAGACCUUGGACGUUGGAGUUGAUCAACUCGCUCGGGAAACACGUGACGUCCAUGUCGGCUCGCAAAGAGAUCGCCAAUCAGUUUAUGGCCCAAUCCGAAGAAAACAACAGGAAAAUGCCGCCAUACCUUUGGGGUUUGUUCGGGUCUCUGAUGUGCCAGCUACAGCCGCGGACAGUGCAAUUGGCUAUGCUGACUAAAGAGUUGUUUUGGAAAAGCAGUUCAGCUUUUACGACUAUCACCACUUGCGACGAACCUUGUGUGAAAAAUCUUGCGUCCAUAGCAAUCUCCAAGGUCGGACAAUCGGACACUUGGAAGACUGCCGAGGUAGAACGCAUGGGAAUCAUAGUAUCAGGGAUCAACACUACUCAAUGGAAAUUGUUAUUGGACAACAAUCCCGGUGCUUUAGAAGGACUUACAUCGCAUGCCGUCGAAUGUCUUCAUGAACCUCAGAUUAAACUCAUGAACGAAACCCAUUUCAGCAGUUUAACGCCGAAAUCUGCAUUUACCAUGUUAAAGAAUCAUUUCAAACACUUAGAUGUGAAACAACAGGAAACGUUAUCGAAAGUGAUUGACUUUGAGAUGAACGCCACGUGGAUAACGGCGCCGGCAGUCGUGGUGCCCAUUUCGAAUUCCGAUUCCCAGAUUCCCAAAUCGAGAUUCCCAGUGGAUCGGCAACGGGAACAUGUCGUGAAAAACGCUUUCGCGAUAGGCGGAAUGAACCUGGGCAGCGAUAGCAUCAACAAUCAAAUGCAAGCUGAUUCCAAAGCUGCCACUUUAUGUCAUACCUUACUUCUUACUACUCUAAGUCUUUUUGUUUUAUUGUUUGUUUCCAAAUGAUAGAUACGAUUUUUUCCGUCAUUUUUUAUUAUCGCAUUGUUGUGUUUAUAGAAUAUUUUUUUACAUUACACAUUGUUUUUGAAUUAUUUAUUGAUUAAAAUUUUCUCAGAAAUA
Adelges cooleyi (spruce gall adelgid) is the source of this 4532-nucleotide messenger RNA. RefSeq lists its product as uncharacterized. The record is from RefSeq and is a predicted model, not a curated record. The transcript is spliced from 22 exons. The coding region runs from base 84 to 4418 and encodes 1444 amino acids. Lineage: Eukaryota; Metazoa; Arthropoda; Insecta; Hemiptera; Adelgidae.